AUGAUGGGCAUGGGUAAUUUAGAUUAUGCUCAUCCGGAGGUGAAACGAAUUCUUCGUCAUCACUCUCACGAUCCAAAGACUUUCUUUGUAUUCGAGCCUCCAAUCGAUGUCAGAGAACACGAGAAGAAAUUCAUCAUUCAUGCAGAUGUUCCAGGCUUUCACAAGAAUAAUAUUUCAGUGACGGUCACUGAUGAAGAAAGAGGAGAAAUUUGUAUUAAGGGAAAUUUAGUAGAUUUAGAGGAAAAACAAAUGAAAGAGGAGGAACAAGUUUUUGGAAAGUAUCUCAUACAGGAAAGAGUUUUAGUUCCAGAAUUUGAAAGGAAAGUAGUCUUGCAUAAUCCAUCAGAAAUUGAUUGGGAUAAUAUUAAUGCUUCCAUUGCUCAUGGUCAACUCAAUAUUGAUAUUCCAAAGAAGGAUGUUCCUUCCAAACCACCAAAGGAAUCAAAAAUUAUUCCAAUCUCUGAAGAACCUUAA
This is a messenger RNA of Naegleria gruberi, 474 nucleotides long. RefSeq lists its product as uncharacterized. The record is from RefSeq and is a predicted model, not a curated record. Bases 1 to 474 code for a protein of 157 amino acids. The transcript has a single exon. Gene Ontology annotation, biological process: response to hydrogen peroxide; protein complex oligomerization; protein folding. Lineage: Eukaryota; Heterolobosea; Eutetramitea; Acrasida; Naegleriidae.